AUGAUGCCGAAUGUAUCGCUUCAUUAUAUCGCGUUUCUGCUGUGCAUGCUUGAGCUGAUCCAAGCAUUGGCUAUAAGUGGCCCGCUCUUGGAGACUCGCCAGUUCAAAUGCGCUUCGGGUCGACAACGACAGGCAAUUUCAGCACUCCAAGCCGCCAUCAAGCGUCAUGGGACGAGGGACAACCGUGCUCGAGGUCUUGCUGUAUACGAUUCAAGUACGCUGAUCGAUACCUUAUGGCGCGACAACCAAGACUUGGUGGAUCAAUUCCUCAAUAAUGAUUUCUUGAAACUCCAGGCGGAGGGAACAACCGAAAACACAAUAUCUUCUUAUCAGUACUAUACAGUUCAAGAUUACUACUAUCUUGUGGACUAUGUCCAGUACAAGGCGUUGCGGAUGACAACCUUUUCCGAGACUUUCCCGACAGAGCUUUUAUCAGUUUUGGCCGAGGAAACAGCAUCCAUGCAGGGCGACGUCGACUACGCGUGGUCCUUUCGCAAUGACACGCUUGCCACAACUCUAUCUGUGCCGCUUGACGUUGUUGAUGCUGGUAGAAGAGGCGUAGCUCAGCUUGCCUAUUCCGACUGGCUGCAGAAAAACCUUGACCUUGGUUGGUUCACGCUCCACGUCAUGGCAAUUCCCUGUAUAUACGGAUGGGCUAAGUUGGCAGAGCACCUGGAUAGCUCCAACACAACCAGGAAAGAUACUGUGUUCUACAAGACAUGGAUCGAGCCAAACCUUGACCCCUCUUAUGGAAAUGCACUCAUGGCCGGAGAUUUCCUUGAGGCGAACAGGGAUGUCUAUUACUCGGCCGACGCCAAUAAAACCUGGACAUCAGUGUUCCGCCAGGCCCUGCAGUUCGAGAUCAGUCUGUUCAACAGCGCCAUUGGAACAUCUCUGGAGGAUCUGGCUUGA
Lasiodiplodia theobromae is the source of this 912-nucleotide messenger RNA. RefSeq lists its product as uncharacterized. NCBI's taxonomy places the organism in Eukaryota, Fungi, Ascomycota, Dothideomycetes, Botryosphaeriales, Botryosphaeriaceae. The record is from RefSeq and is a predicted model, not a curated record. The coding region runs from base 1 to 912 and encodes 303 amino acids. The transcript is spliced from 6 exons.